AUGUCCAGUAGAAUUCAUGCACGAAAAUCUGAAAAUGCUUUGCAAGAUUUGUUAAACGAAACUGUUAAAAUUCUUUAUAAUUCAGAUAAAGGUUCAGAGGCUAUGAGAAGAGGUCUUACGAUGCUUCGAGAAGAAACUGGUAUCUCCUUUGAAAUUCCUAAUCAUUUUGACGCUAUUAUAGGGAUUAGUAAUAUUAAAAUAGGACCAAAUCGUAAUCUUAUUAAUAUUGGACUUUCUGCUUUAAGGCCUAUUGAUUUACCGACAGUAAUUAUUUCUGCAGAAUGUACUAUAGCUAAUAGGAAAAUAGUUUCUAAUAUUAUUAAGGCGGUUGAAGAAAAUAUCAAAAGCUCUGAUGCAGAAUUAAUAGCCAAUGCACCUGAUAUCACUUCGGAUGAUGCUGAAAUUCUUAAACAAAUUUCUACAUGCUCAUUCAAUGAUAAUAUGAUAUUGCAAUGA
This is a messenger RNA of Funneliformis geosporum, 456 nucleotides long. The record is from the annotation of a GenBank genome assembly. Lineage: Eukaryota; Fungi; Glomeromycota; Glomeromycetes; Glomerales; Glomeraceae.